AUGGGGAACGACGGCCUUCUCUUCGCCGACGCGCUUUGUAUUGACCAGGCUUCGCCUCCAGAACUUCAGAAGCAGCUCCCGCUAAUUCCCAUGGUCUAUGAAAAGGCUGCUCAGAUCAUAGUCUGGCUCGGCAGAGAUGGCCGUCGUCCUUCUCGUCGUACCCCGGUUCGUUCCGCACAAAGAGUGGGGAUCGGCCUCCACGAACUACAACCCCACGUUUUGCGACACAUUACCAGCAAUCCCUACUGGACGCGACUAUUUGUGGUGCCUGAGCUUAUCCUGGCU
Messenger RNA from Microdochium trichocladiopsis, 285 nucleotides. RefSeq lists its product as uncharacterized. The annotation marks the transcript as partial. The transcript has a single exon. NCBI's taxonomy places the organism in Eukaryota, Fungi, Ascomycota, Sordariomycetes, Xylariales, Microdochiaceae. The record is from RefSeq and is a predicted model, not a curated record.